CUCAGCUGUCAAGCGUUUGCACACCAUUACUCGAAGGCUGUGAUAUCAUAUUUUAUAUUUACGAUAUUAGUCGGAGCUCAGUCUGAAAUGGAGGGACAGCGCUGGUUACCACUGGAAGCCAACCCUGAGGUUAUGAACCAAGUGAGUAGAUGUCUCGGCUGUCUGGGUGUGUCUAGGAAUCAAUCAAAACUAGUGGCAAAUGAAUGAUUCAGUUUUUACGACAGCUGGGCUUGGUACCUACCUGGCAGUUUGGGGAUGUGUAUGGUUUGGAACUUGAAGUUCUCAGUUUGGUGCCAAGACCAGCGUGUGCUGUUCUAUUGCUCUUCCCUAUAACUGACAAGUAUGAAACUUUUAGACAGGAAGAAGAGGCAAAAAUUAAAGCACAAGGGCAAGAGGUGUCCCCUGGGGUCUACUUCAUGAAACAGACUAUUGGCAAUGCUUGUGGUACAAUAGGGUUGAUUCAUGCUGUUGCAAACAAUCAAAGGCAUCUGGAAUUUGAGCCUACUUCACCAUUAAAAGAAUUUUUACUGCAAACUGCAAAGAUGAGCCCAGAGGAAAAAGCAGCUUUCCUUGAAAAAGAUGAGAGUAUUCGUGUAACACAUGAGUCAAGUGCUCAGGAAGGACAAACAGAGGCUCCAAGUUUAGAUGAAAAAGUGGAUUUGCAUUUUAUUGCUUUUGUAAAUGUUAACGGACAUUUAUAUGAACUGGAUGGACGCAAGCCUUUUCCAGUUGUUCAUGGGAAAACCACUGACGACACAUUCCUUGAGGAUUCUGCAGAGGUCUGCAAGAAGUUCAUGGCACGGGAUCCCCAGGAGCUCCGCUUUACUGUGGUGGCUCUUUCCAAAGCAUAAAUAUUCUUGAUGUUUUACCUAAAACUGCCAAUCGUUCAGAAGUGCUGUUUUAGAACAUUAGCAUUUAUACAUUAUCAGUUCAAAUUUGACUUUGAUAAUGAAUUUGUAUAAAUUUUUGACUUCGACAGAUACAUGCUGUUAAAAGAUUAUGAAAAUAAAUGGUAUCCCACAACUGUUUAUACCCGAGUCAUCUCCGAUAAGUAUAUAUAAUAAAUAUACGUUAUUUUUGUGUUCA
Molecule: messenger RNA, 1086 nt
Organism: Triplophysa dalaica
Lineage: Eukaryota; Metazoa; Chordata; Actinopteri; Cypriniformes; Nemacheilidae
Gene: uchl3
Product: ubiquitin carboxyl-terminal esterase L3 (ubiquitin thiolesterase)
Exons: 9
Coding region: 204-851 (215 amino acids)
Biological process (GO): protein deubiquitination; ubiquitin-dependent protein catabolic process
Cellular component (GO): cytoplasm
Molecular function (GO): cysteine-type deubiquitinase activity
Source: RefSeq, a predicted model, not a curated record